CAAUAAGACAUCGCUUCGAAUCUGUAUUACUCGAGCACGCUUAUAAUAAAAGGCGUCAAAUAUAUUGGUUUGCCUGAUAGAGAGAAGUGUGUCAAGCGACAAACAGACCGGAGAUUGGAGAUCUGUAUAUUUGUUACGAUGGAUUAUCUGGCUGUCCUUAUUCCUCUCAUUAUCGGAUUAACGAAUCUUCAAUCCAUCUCGUCAGAGGAAGUAACAAUACUGGACACAACACAAGCCACAUCGGAUCUUGGUUGGACCGCGUCCGGAACCGGGUGGACCGAACUGACGAACCACGACGAGACGGACGCUGAUCUCAGAACCUUCCAAGUUUGUCACAUUCGAUCCCCCCACCAAAACAACUGGCUGAAAACGAACUUCAUAAACGUCACCACAACGCAACGAGUUUACGUUGAAAUUAAAUUCACGAUAAGAUCAUGCGACGGCAUACGUGGUGUUGUUUCAUGCAAGGAAACGUUUAACUUGUAUUACUUGGAGUCAAACCACAAGAACGACCGACGGUCUCUGCGUUUGAACGAGGAUACAUACACAAAGGUUGAUACGAUUGCAGCCGAUGAACGGUUUAAGCCUGACACACGAGUAGAGGCGAAUACUGAAACCCGGAUGAUAUCACCGAUCAGAAGCAGAGGAUUAUACAUCGCUUUCCAGGACACUGGGGCUUGCAUGUCGAUCAUGCACGUGCGGGUUUACUACAAAUCCUGCCAAGAGACUUUACGAGGCCUCGCCAUCUUCCCCCCAACCGUAUCCGGCCCUAUGAUGACGUCACUUGUCGACGUUCCAGGACAAUGUGUCCCCAAUUCAGCGACGAUGAAAAACACAAAAGCUCCAAGUUUGCAUUGCAACGGAGAAGGCGAGUGGCUUGUGCCUACUGGAUCAUGCAGCUGCAACCCUGGCUAUGAACCCAACAAUCAACUGACUGAAUGCAAUCAAUGCAGUGUCGGGAGGUUCAAGCACGAAGUUGGGAACGUUCCUUGCCAACCUUGCCCUGCUAGAAGUUUCAACGUCAACUUCGCUUCUACAAUGUGUAUGUGUAUAUCAGGAUACUACAGAUCACCUGGUGACAGGCCCGAUGCUCCAUGCACAAGAACACCUUCCAAACCAUCCACAUUGGAGUCAUCUGUGAACAAAACUUCGGUUAAGCUGACGUGGGUUGAACCAAGAAAGAGUGGCGGAAGGACUGAUAUUACAUACAGUGUAACAUGCGAACGAUGUGACGCCACAUACACAUUAUGCUCACGUUGUGGGGAAGGCGCUGACUUCAUUCCAGGAAGAACUCGACUCACAAAGGGGUCGCUGUUGGUUCGAGACCUUGCCCCGCACACUGAUUACAAAUUCAAAGUUUACUCAUUCAACGGGGUAUCAGGUGUGAGCGGGUUACGACCUGCAUUUGCUGAGAUUCGUAUUCGAACCAACCAAGCUGCGCCAUCUGCCGUCCAACCUGUGCGAGUGGUUAUGGCGACAUCUGCAGAAGUUUUGCUCCAAUGGAGCCCACCUCGUUACAGCAGCAAUCCUAUAUUAGACUACCAGAUUCAAUAUAGCAGCAUACAUGGCCUCUUUACAAACGUGACAACCAAAACAACUUACAAGCUCUCCAAUCUUUCACCAUCAACAUCCUAUAUUGUACAGGUUCGAGCACGCAGUAAAGUCGGUUACGGCCUUUACAGCAGGGCUUCUGCUUUCCGCACGAAACCAGUGAAGUCAUCAACCGCACACUAUGUUCUAACCAAUCCCCAUGGAGCAUCUGUGGAUAUUGAUGGUGGAAACGAUAACAUGGUUCAUGAUACGACAGUUAAACCUUCAAGCAACCAUAACCGUUUAGUUGUGGCGGUUUGUGUGGCUUGCUCGUUUUUAGUGAUCACACUUUGUGCGUUGCUUAUUCUAUGCGGGCGAAGAAACCGGUAUGCGAAAGCUGUUGAAUCGGAUUUAGAGAAAUACCCGGGAUUUAUUAACAGUUCAGUUGAUCUACUCAGCACACGAACAUACGUCGACCCAAGCACCUACGAAGAUCCUUACAAUGCUGUGAAGGAAUUUGCGAAAGAAAUUGAUUUUAAACUGGUGAACAUUGAACAAGUUAUUGGCCGAGGAGAGUUCGGCGAAGUAUGCAAAGGCACUUUCUUCAACAAGUGUGUCGCAAUCAAGACGUUAAAAGUUGGUUACAAUACUCAAGAAAGGUCCGACUUCCUUGGCGAGGCUUCGAUCAUGGGGCAGUUCGAUCAUCCGAAUGUCAUCAGGUUGGAAGGAGUUGUCACUAAAAGUCGACCCUUGAUGAUAAUAACAGAGUUUAUGGAGAAUGGAUCACUGGACGCGUUUCUAAGGAACCAAGAAGGAAAGAUACCUUCAGCGCAACUAACCGAGAUGUUGCUGAGCAUUGCACAGGGAAUGGAAUAUCUUUCGAAUAUGGGUUACGUACAUAGAGACCUGGCUGCCAGGAAUAUACUGGUCAACUCAAACCUGGUGUGCAAAGUCUCAGAUUUUGGACUCAGUCGAGUUUUGGAGCAACUGGAAGAAGACGACGUGGCUAUGUAUACGACAAGGGGCGGCAUGAUCCCAAUAAGAUGGACUUCCCCAGAAGCGAUAACGAUGCGAACGUUUAGUACUUCUAGUGAUGUUUGGAGCUUUGGGAUCGUAAUGUGGGAAGUGAUGUCUUUCGGGGAACGGCCUUACUGGGAAAUGUCGAACCAAGACGUCGUUCAAUUCGUCGAUAGCGGUUACCGCCUCCCGCCCCCUUGUUACUGCCCUCGUAUAAUACAUUCAGUCAUGCUUGAAUGCUGGAAACGGGACCGAACGCAACGACCAAACUUCAGUCACUUGGUGACGCUGUUGGACAGGUUUCUGUUGGAAGCAGACUGCCUCACAGACACGAUAAACAACAGACCAUUUCGAGAUCAGGACGAUUGCAUUCCUGAGAUGUUGGAUCUGUCUUCCCUUGGUCAAUGGUUAGAGCAGAUGCAUAUGCUUAAAUAUAAACAAACCAUGAUGAGACAUGGGUGCGUGACUGCUGAGCAAAUCAUUAGAUUAACAGCUAGCGGUCUUGCUCACAUGGGUUUUAGUGAUAUGAAUGACGUCAACACAGUAUUACGUGAAGCUGACCUCUUACGUCAAAAAAUCGAGGAAGUCGGUAACGUUGGUGUUGCUGUGUGAUCUGCACAUGUGAUUGUGGUGUUAUUUUCACACCUACCGAUACCUAAUCUCUCAAAGAGACCACAUCGUCCAAGGGAGAAGUCAGUACAGUUCCAAACCACAAGUUCGAGAUGCCACCUAUUAAGUCCGAUUGAAAUUUGGAUAACAUAUUCCAAGCGUAUUGUUUGUUUAUAUCACACUUAGAGCUUGCCUUGAGAGAGACUUGUGCGAGUUCUAGUCAACUGUUCACAUAUAUUCACUUUACUUCAUUUGAUACGUACUUUCAAUGGCGUUUACUUCACCAUCUGGUUUUCUGUUUGUUAUUUAUCCCACGACGUAAUACACUGUUUUUUUUUCUAUUUAUUUCACGGUAUGCUGUUUACGAUUUAUCCAAAAAAUGAUCUGGCUACCAGACACUGUUCACAGCGCACCGACUUUGACAAUUAUUUUGCUGCACACACCGUACACGAGGCUGGGUUUCUUCUAUUUUUCAUCUUUGUAAAUAUUAUUUGUGUUUUUCAAUAUUUUUAUACAAGUAACGUCCAUAGGAAUAAAACUGUUUGAGAUUGCUGC
Ciona intestinalis (vase tunicate) is the source of this 3711-nucleotide messenger RNA. The record is from RefSeq. Lineage: Eukaryota; Metazoa; Chordata; Ascidiacea; Phlebobranchia; Cionidae.